AUGGUGCCAAAAAUAACGGCCAACAACAUGGAAGGUUCACAUGCCUCUGUCUCUGUUUCUCUCUCUCUCUCAGAUGAGGAGCUGCCCAAUAUCAAUGGGAGUAACGAUGUCUGCCAGACAGACUCACCCACUGACAGUGGCCAGGAUCGAAAUGGGAACCAGCUACAGGUGAAAUCCCACAAUGAGGAGAUCUUAUUCCGGCUCUCCCGUCUGUCAUCGAUCCUGCAUGGCCUGCAGGCCAUCGUCGUCAAGCAAGACUCAGUGCUAGAGGCCCAGAAGCAGCAGCUGGGGGAGCAGAGGGAGCGGCUCUGUCGCCAGAGUUCCCGGGAGUGGCCACUGGCAGAGCAGGAGAGGCUGCGCAGCGCGGAGCAGGAGCGGGAGGAGCUGGUUGGCCUGAGGAGGCAGCACAGCCUGCUGCAGGAAGAGUUCCAGAGGUGCCGUCGCACCUGUGAGGAAAGGACCCAGGAGGUGCGAGUGCUGGAGGCCCAACUCCAGGAGGCCAAGCGGAGCAAGCACGAGUUGCGGGGCCAGCUGGAGGAGUGCAGCCGGGAGGCUGAGGCCCCAACAGAGGCCCAGGCCCAGGCCCAGGCCCCGGCCCCGGCCCAACUGCACAGGGGAAGGCGCAAGGCCCACUCCCGGCAGCUCAGCCUGCCCUCGGCCCAGUUCACCAGCUUCAGCCCUACACAGAACACGCAGCACCGGCGCAGGAGUGUGGAUGGGAGUUGCCUCCAGGGCUGCGGAGAUGAUCCCGCGGCCGCGCUGAGCACCCAGGAGAGACCAGAAUUCCAGGAGCUCCGAUCUGAGGGAGCGGAGAGUGGGACGACGCGAGAGACCGUCCUCGCCCCGCACCAGGAACACCAGGUCGAGGAGGAGCCCGGAGAGGAGAGUGAGCCUCAAUCAGAGGAUGAGGAGGCCACAGGAGCUGAGGAAACAGAGAACAUUCUGGAAGGCCACCUCAGCAGGCAGCGUGCACCCGGGGGGACUGCGGUUCUCAAUGAGGAGGAGAUCGAAGAGGAAGACGAGGAGGAUGAUGAUGACUUGUAUUAUUGAACUCUGACCUGCGCUCCCUCGCCUCCACCUGCCAUCCACACACCCACUCCCCCACCGUCUGGGAGAUGGGGGGGCCAUAUUUAACGGGACACCCCCCAUCUUCAGUGUCAAGUGGACGGGGGAGGGGGUGUGUGUGUGCGAGAGAGAGAGAGAGGGAGAGACCCCGCAAUAUUCUCCAAUAAUCCCACUCCCUUUGUUUAACUCUCUCUCCUGUUGGUUUGGUGGGGAGGGGGGGGUAGCCUAGAAACUGUUCCCACACUGGAUUAUAAUUUGGAAAACCUUCCAUUUUUCCUGCCCCCCGCGCGUUAUUUAAGAACUCGACUCGUUUAAACUCGGUUAUUCGGAGACUGCAGUUUAUCUAAAGACUCCCUGCAGCGCAGGGAGGGGACAACAUAUGUCAACAUACUGAGUGCUGUUGGACUCAGGACCAAACAGUGGGG
Molecule: messenger RNA, 1490 nt
Organism: Rhincodon typus (whale shark)
Lineage: Eukaryota; Metazoa; Chordata; Chondrichthyes; Orectolobiformes; Rhincodontidae
Product: rho guanine nucleotide exchange factor 2-like
Exons: 7
Coding region: 1-1050 (349 amino acids)
Biological process (GO): regulation of Rho protein signal transduction; actin filament organization; cell morphogenesis
Cellular component (GO): cytoskeleton; ruffle membrane
Molecular function (GO): microtubule binding
Source: RefSeq, a predicted model, not a curated record